Psylliodes chrysocephalus is the source of this 1190-nucleotide messenger RNA. The record is from the annotation of a GenBank genome assembly. NCBI's taxonomy places the organism in Eukaryota, Metazoa, Arthropoda, Insecta, Coleoptera, Chrysomelidae.
UUAAUUUCGGGAUUGAAUUUGUAAACAGUGAAUAGUGAAAAUCUUGACAGAUAAAGCAAAAAUUAAAAUCUUGAAAUGCCUUCACAAGUCAAGAAUUUACUGAUGGUGUCCGAUGCUGAAAAAAAGGCCAUAUUUAAACAUUAUAAUAUGUCUGAACGUGAUUUUGAAGAAAUAGUCGAAAUAGUUCGUGAAUGGUAUCUCAAAACUCGACUUCCUAAAGAAGAUACCAUCAAUGAAAAAAUAAAAGUGGCACUGUUCAACUGUAAAAUGGAAAUUGAAAAAACUAAACGAUGUUUGGAAGGAUACUACAGAGUCAGGACCAUCCACACAGAUAUUUUUGACCGAUUGGUUCCAAAUACCACGAGUUACGCUCUGGCCAAAUCAUUAUCAAAAAUUGCUGUCAUGCCUAAAUUAACACCAGAUUUGUGCAGAAUAACCAUCUUCAGAGUAGACAAUCCACAUGAGAGUGCACCAGAUGGACUUAUUUACGAAGUGUUACCAUUGAUGAGCGUAGAAUACAGACUAUUUUCAGGAGACUACUUUUACUCCAACAUAUUAAUAAUUGAUCUGACAGAUUUUGGACUGAAGAACCUAAUGAAAUAUACACCUCAUGUUUGUAACACCUUGAUAAACUGUAUGAUAGGUGUAUGUAUAAGAUUUAAAAAUAUCCAUUUUGUUAAUUUACCACAUAUUUUCGAUAAAGUUAUAGGAUUAUUGAAAUACUUUUUGCCAUCUGAAUUUCACGAUAAGGUCCGGACUCAUCAAAAUAUUGAGUCACUUCACGAAUAUAUUCCCAAAGAGUAUCUACCCUCCAAUUAUGGUGGAACACAAUGCUCAUUAGAAGAAAUUCAAGAUAACUGGUGCAAGACGUUUGAAAGUAAAGAAGAGGAGUUCAAAAAACUACUUACCGCUAAAUGUCCAGAUUUUCUAGAAGACAAGAUCCGCCAAAAAGAAAAUUUUGGAAUUGAGGGUUCUUUCAGAAAACUUACAGUAGACUAAUUAUAAAAUUUAAGAAAAAAUUACUUUUAUACUUAAAACAUAGGUAAAUACCUUCCUGUAUCUUAGUGUCAAAAGGUCUGAUGUCCAAUUUAGCAACUUUACAGUAGAGUAGAACAAACUAUUUUCUGUUCACUGUUAUACAAAAUUAUAGCUACUAAAUUUAUUUAAGUUAUUUAUUACAUUCCAAAAGA